AACGAAAUACCAGAUUUUCACAAUUGGCCAUCUUUGUUUAAACAGUACACUUUUCUUACAUUAAGACUAGAAUAGGUGGUGUAGAAGAAAAAGUAACGGAGAGAAGAGAUGUUACUAAAACGCAAACUAUAUCUACAUCGUAAAAUUAUAAGCCGAUAGUUACAGUUUAUGAUGGCAAAUUACAAACUCUUCAAUCUACUUAUUCAUUUUUAUCUCUGUGUCGUGAAUGUUUCAUCUGUUUAUAUAGAAAACAACGCAUAUAAAGGCAUAACCAUAUCCAUUUCGGAGAGUGUACAAAAACAGGAAUUCAGCAUCGAAACACUAAAGGCUGUUCUCACCAAGUCAUCUGAAUUCAUCUACCAUGCCACGAGAAAGCGUUCCUAUUUUGGAGAAUUCAUCGUCUCACUUCCAUCUUCAUGGACUGCUCAAGUGUGUAAAAAUGACGAUUUUACCACAGAAAUUUCUCAAAGAAUUGACGUCUAUCUGACAAACUCGGAUCAAAAACGACAUUUGACGACGAAGCACAGUAGAGGAUGCGGUUUAGAGGGCGAUAGAAUUGACAUGCCUCUUGAAUGGUUGAAUGAAAACAAUGUAGCAAGCCUUGCUCGUCAGUUCGCGCAGCACUGGUCAAUUUAUCGAUAUGGAGUUUUUGAAGAGAAAACCAUCAUUCAAGAUUCCUGUUACUUAUCUGGAAAGUCAUGGACACCAGUCGGAUGUUAUAACAUCAAACCUCAAUCUGAGCCUACAUUUGAAGAGGGUCUCCCAAUAUGCUCUUUACCUAGCGACUUCUUUGAAACAUCAGAAUUGAAAUCGUCUCUAAUGUCUGACGCCAACUCUUCGAAAGCGUUAGACUUCUGUGACGGAUUUUCAUUUCCUCACAAUCCUGCUAUGCCUACUUUUCAUAAUACUCUCUGCAAAGGAAGAACAGUUUGGUCUGUGAUAGAAAAUUCUCCUGAUUUUAAGUAUGGAAUGAAUCUGCCACUGAAAACCAAUAAUCCGCCAAAGAGUCCUGUGUUUAAAUGCUUCAAAGAAGUAUCUGUCCAUGUCACUCUCGCGAUUCAGACCAACACUAUUGAGCUCAUACCAUUCAAGGUUAUGAAACAAAUGCGAGCGGUACUGUAUGAAUUUCUGGGGAAUAUGGUACCAGAAAAUUCCAAAGUAACCUUGGUGACAUUCUCUGACAAGGAAGAUUCAAGUGCACCUUUUGAUAUUGACAUAAAAAACUCUAAGAAAUUGAAUCAGCAACUAUUGAGUCAUGUAAAAGUAACUAGAAUAAUAAAUAACACAUGUCUUUCGUGUGGUUUUCAAAAAGCUUUAAAUAUAACACAAUAUUCUUCUUUUUCAUCGCCAAUUGUUGUUGUGAUUGCCUGGAAGAGUGCUGUGAUUGAUGAGAAUCCUUCUAUGUUAAUUAACAGCAUCAAAGAAUUCUCUCCCAGUGUGAGACUGCAUUUAAUCCUGGUGGAGGACACGACGACAAAGGAAAUUCCAACUGAUAUAAUUCAGGCCAUCAGGUCACAGAACGGUCUCAUAUAUUUUUUACCUCAAGAGCUUGUCUUCAGGGCGAGCAAACUGUUGGGGAUUUUGGCUGCUGUUGUCAAAAAUCCCAUGGAAGUUGAAGACAAAAUUGUUGUUGUACACAAAAAACAAUAUCUAGAUAUAUCUCAAAAUUUUGUUGAUUCCUUCACAAUACCUUCCGGAAAAUUCUACAAGAUGCUUUAUAUUAUGUAUUGCUCAAACAAUGACAAAUCAGUCAUUCAAUCAGGCAAUUCAGAAUGUACAUCUUUGUCUGAACUCUCAGAUACUGAUGAGACAUUUAAAUGCGGCGAGUUGUGGAACUUCAAUGAUAAAAAGGAGAAGAAAAUAUGGGAAUAUCCAUUUUCAUAUUCUGAAUCCCCAACACCUCUACAUUGUUCUUCAAUCGCAAUGCUUCUUUCAUCACCAUCGAAAGAUUCUUUUACAUUAAAAGGAUGGUUGAGUGAAUAUGUGAUAAAAGUACCAAGAAACGCUCUCACUAUUUAUAUUGAAAUAGUAGGAUCUUCUAAACACAAGUUUAAUGUAACAGCGCAGAUUUCUGGUCCUGGAUUAACGUCUCCAGCUCUACUAGAGCUACGGGACAAUGGAAAUGGAGAUCCUGAUACAAAAGCUGGUGAUGGAAUUUACAGUAGAUAUUUCACAAAAUUUUCUGAAAAAGGAAUUUAUAUUGUGACCGCAUCAGCAGAACAUUUGGUGAACAAUGCUGACAGUUUUUUCGUAGGAGAAAAACGAAAUCAAGGGGGCAAACUAGUCCAAAGCAAAACCAUUGGAUUUUUCUACGUGAGUGAUACAAUACCUAAAUUGGAUACACUCCCACCCAAUAGAGUGGCUGAUCUGAGAAUUGCGUCCAUAAAUCAUGAUAACAGGACAGCUGUACUGCAGUGGACUGCACCAGGAGGAGACUAUGAUGAGGGAAAAGCAAAAGAAUACGAAGUGUACUAUACAGAAGACUGGAAAUAUCUUCAAGAUUCUAUGCUUUCAAAAAUUCCGACAAAUAUGUUGAAGUACAAUGAUAUGAGAUCGCCUAAACCAUCUGGACAACCAGAAAGGGUAACAUUUCAAUUUCCAGUUGGCCAAGAAAAAAAUGUUUACUAUAUUGCUUUGAGAGCCAUAGAUAUUACUGGGAAUAGAGGACAAUUAUCAAACAUAGUUCAAAUUGUGAUUGGCAUAGAAAAAAGGCCUACAACAAACACAACACAUCUCAAUAACACAGGAGAUGGAACUGAGACUUCAACACACAGUAUUCACCAAGAGGAUGAAGACUUUUCAAGAUGUUAUAUAAUCUUAGGUGGUGCAAUUGGAGUUCUCUUGAUAAUUAUAAUUAUAAACAUCAUAAUAUGGCUUGUGUGUCUGCAAAAAUACAAAAAACGCUGGAAGGAAAUACAAGAUAAUUCACAGCAAAGUGUAGCCCCUCUACAAAGUAAAACAGACAUUAAGGAAAACAUUUCAGAAGUUGCAUCAACAAAUCCUCAUUCAUAUACUAAUCCAAUUAUGGAAGAUUAUACUAUGCCUAGAGAAAGCAAUGGAAUUAGAGAAAAUGCAUCUUUCCAUCAGCCAGCAACAUAUGCAUAUGUGACGAAAAAGGAUAGGAGAUGUGAAGAAAGAGAUGGCUACCCACUAAGACGAGUUGAUAAUAUCAAUGUGGGACAGGAUCAUCCACGGCACAGAGAAAGGGAUUUAGGAUUAGUUUAGCUAAAUUACUGACUUCAAAAGUCUUUCUAAAUAUAAUCUUAUGCUGUAGAUAUCCUCUGAUAAAACGAAAUGCAUUAUUGGGAGAAAUGAGUGAAGUUACCAGUGAUUAGAAAACUAAAGAACUAAGUUUCAUAUAUUUUCUUUAAAAAGAAAUGGCUAUGGGGAAAAAAAUCAAUAAAUAUAUUUUACAAAAGUAAAUGGAACAAUGUGAUUAUUUAGUUUGAUAUUAGUGCAUACUCAAAUAUAAAAGUGCACGAAUAAUAAGUACAAAAUGUUUACUAAAAAAGAGAACUUUAUUGGAAAGUCCAAAAAUAAACUAUUGAUUUAUGAAGUAAAUAUAAUAAUUGUGCAUAUUUGUUAAAACUUAUGCAACAGCAA
Argiope bruennichi is the source of this 3603-nucleotide messenger RNA. Its product is annotated as calcium-activated chloride channel regulator 1-like. Bases 169 to 3225 code for a protein of 1018 amino acids. Lineage: Eukaryota; Metazoa; Arthropoda; Arachnida; Araneae; Araneidae. The transcript is spliced from 14 exons. The record is from RefSeq and is a predicted model, not a curated record.